CUGGUGCCGUGCUCUAUAUCUAGCAUGCACAGUUCGUUCGUUCACAUUUUCUACGUCUGAAGUGUCAACACAACUCUUGGAUGGGAUUCUAUAAAAUCUUCUAUAGACAUACGAGAAUCGUGUAAACAAGAGGAACGAAUAGUAUUGAUGUCAGUGAGAAUGCAAUCGGUCAAGGGCAAUUCAUUGAUCAAGACUGCAACGAUUUUUAUCUUCAGUCAUAUACUUGUUCGAGGAAGUGAAUAAAGUGUUUAUAAUCAAGCGAAGAAAAAUCAAAGUGAAGCGCUUGAUUGCCGAUAAUGAACCAGGAGUUUUUUUGUUGGCAUUUUCAAUAUCAGUUAGUUUGCUUGAAUAUUCGGUGACCUAUCGUCUACUACAGCACAUACGAAACAGAAGAAGAUGGAGUCGGAAACAACUACAGAAAUAAUCACCGAACACAUAGUAUCAUUUGAUGAUAGCAUCAAUAGCACAAACAUAUCAGAGGAAUCAUCAUAUUAUCUAAAUACACCUUUUAAUCUGGUUAAUGUUUCGCGGGACUUGCCAUUCCGUUACGCUAUGCCUUUGUUUGGUUACAUCAUGCCGUUUUUGCUUCUAGUGACGAUCGUUGCCAACACCUUAAUAGUCGUGGUGUUAUCGCAGAGGCACAUGAGGACACCGACUAAUUUAGUACUCUUGGCCAUGGCAAUUUCCGAUAUGUUAACACUGUUAUUUCCUGCACCUUGGUAUUUUUACAUGUAUACACUAGGAAAUCACGCAAAGGUUCUAUAUCCACCAUCUGCCUGUUACGCUUAUCAUUGCAUGAUUGAAAUUUUACCCAGUUUCUUUCAUACGGCUUCUAUAUGGUUAACGUUAUUGUUGGCUGUACAAAGAUAUAUUUACGUAUGUCAUCCGACUACGGCUCGUACUUGGUGCCAAGUGCCCAAAGUUCUAAGAGCCAUGGUUUGGGUGUUUAUAUUUUCUCUGUUUCAUCAAUCAACUCGCUUCUUCGAUAGAGAAUACUGUUCCAUAAAAUUCCCCGUAAAUGGUGAAUUUCAUUGGCGGUGCGGCUUUCAAACGGCGCGAUGGGUGAGAGAAUUUGUUACAGAAAAUGCAUAUUUUACGUUUUAUUACGGUUUUCGCAUAGUGUUUGUACACAUUGGUCCCUGUACAGCUUUGGUCGUCCUCAACGUGCUUCUAUUGAAGGCCCUUAAAGAAGCGCAGAGAAAACGUGAAAGAUUGUUCAACGAGAAUCGUAAAAGCGAAUGUAAGAAAUUAAGAGAUAGUAAUUGUACUACUUUAAUGUUAAUUGUCGUAGUGACUGUGUUUUUGGCAGUCGAGAUACCGUUAGCAGUCACUACGCUGUUGCAUGUCAUGCAGAAUGCCCUCGAUUUAAACAUUGCGGAUUACAAUGAUUUGAACGCAACCAUUUUGUUUACAAAUUUUUUCAUCAUGUUCAGUUAUCCAGUUAAUUUUGCUAUUUAUUGUGGAAUGUGUAGACAGUUUCGAGAAACUUUCAAAAAUCUCUUCAUGCUCGGCAAACUAACGACUAGAAGGGAAGGAUCUUCUCGUUAUUCGCUCGUCAACGGACCUCGUACAUCCACAAACGAAACAAUCCUCUAAAAAAACAAUAUGAUGCUCAGCGUGAAUUUAUUAUACAUCAUGGUUGUAUCCAAAAUUAAAGUAUAUAAAUUCGUAUUUUAAAAACAAAAACAUGCAUAUGUUGAUACCGUAAGUAUGAACAGCAACAAACAGCGAUGCUAUCUAUACUAAAUCAGGGGCUCUUUUACUAUAGAUACAUCAGCUGCACACGAUUGUUCAUCAAUAUAUCUAUAUGUAUGUUCUAUUUAGUGUAUCCGUACGCGUGGCCAAAGUAAGGCAAUAUAUUAUAUGUAUGUAUUUGGUAUGA
Molecule: messenger RNA, 1882 nt
Organism: Centruroides sculpturatus (bark scorpion)
Lineage: Eukaryota; Metazoa; Arthropoda; Arachnida; Scorpiones; Buthidae
Product: sex peptide receptor-like
Exons: 3
Coding region: 397-1596 (399 amino acids)
Biological process (GO): G protein-coupled receptor signaling pathway
Cellular component (GO): membrane
Molecular function (GO): G protein-coupled peptide receptor activity
Source: RefSeq, a predicted model, not a curated record